GCCAUUCGUAUAUGAGGUAUCGAUCUUCAUGAUAGUUGGUACCGUAUCGACGGAUGUGGUCAUUAUCUCCAUUUCACGAUCUUGUUUACGUUCACUUCCAGAUGACAACACUAAGCUAAGGGACGUCGAUGUUUUGUUGCGCUGCUGCUGCUUUUGCUGCUAUAUCAGCAGCUUCAUUCCCCUGUAUACCAACGUGUCCUGGCAACCACAGAAAUUUUACGUUCACCCCUAUUAGGGGUGCAUUUGUAAAUCACUUGGUUAUGAAAUACCAUACUCAGUUUGUGGUAGCUGACAAUCCAGCCUCGACUGACCUCUGAGGAUAUAUAAGAAGCUCAAUAGGGACUAACUGGUGUGAUCUUGACUGAUCACUCUUCCUCCUAGACUGGAUACAAAAUAUGAUUUGCCGUUUCAUCUGAUUUCCCAAAAUUAGCACAAAGAGGGUUCCUCCAUGAAGAUGUGCCUUAUAAAACUACUGUUAUUUGGUGUAGUAUAUUACAUAAUCAUAAGGUGUAAAAUAAAAGUGUUCUGUUUA
Messenger RNA from Acanthoscelides obtectus, 532 nucleotides. The record is from the annotation of a GenBank genome assembly. Lineage: Eukaryota; Metazoa; Arthropoda; Insecta; Coleoptera; Chrysomelidae.